Molecule: messenger RNA, 1634 nt
Organism: Lathyrus oleraceus (garden pea)
Lineage: Eukaryota; Viridiplantae; Streptophyta; Magnoliopsida; Fabales; Fabaceae
Product: putative FBD-associated F-box protein At5g56700
Exons: 4
Coding region: 35-1363 (442 amino acids)
Molecular function (GO): protein binding
Source: RefSeq, a predicted model, not a curated record
UUCUAUAUGUUCAUAUCCAUACCCUUGUGUUCUAAUGGAUAAAAGAUCCACAAGAAAACGAAGCAAAUCUGCUAAGGUAACAAACACUUUAGAUAAAGUUGAUAGGUUGAGUAGCUUACCAUAUGAGAUACUUACCAAAAUUCUUACAUUACUUCCAACCAAGGAUGCUAUCACAACAAGUGUUUUGUCCUCUAAGUGGAUUUCACUUUGGACCUUUGCUAAUGUUUUUGUUUUCCCAAACAAUUUUCCUUCCAUCACAAGAAAUAAUUUUGUUGAAAUAUUCAAUAAUAUUUUAGCUCAAAGGAGAUCAAACUUAAUUAAUAGACUUUUCCUUUGUUUCGAAACUUGUUACGAUCCAGACCUUGUUGUCAAAAUGAUUUCCAUGGCUAUUAACCAAAAAGUUCAGGAGAUAAACCUCUUCUUAUAUCCUUUUCAAGUUUAUUUGCCUAGUCAGCUUUUCACUUGCAAAACUCUAACUGUGUUGGAGUUGGUUGGGAGUCUAAAGUUUUUUCAGAUUUCUUAUGUUCAUCUUCCUUCUUUGAAAAUUUUGCAUAUCAAUUUGUUAAGUUUUGUUGAAGAUGAAACUCUUAUGAGGCUUUUCUCUGGAUGUCCUGUUCUUGAAGAACUUAUAUAUGAGGAAUUUACAUUUAAACGUACAUUCUCAUUUGAAAUUAGUGUGCCUACAUUGAAAAGGCUAUGUGUUAGAAGUUCUGAUAAACGACUUCAUAUUAACACCCCUCGUCUUCAGUAUUUUCAAUUAGAUUAUACUACGGCUAUCGAUUAUGCGAUCAGGAACAUGAACAACUUGAAAGAGGCAUAUAUUAACAUCUAUUUUGAUCCUGAAGAUGAAGAAGAAAAAGAAAAUAUACCAAAUCUUUUUAACGGGAUUCAUAAAACUCAAUUUCUUAGCUUCGAUGUUACGUCAACUGAGGUUCUUAUUAAUGCUUGUCUAGAAUUUCCAACAUUUCACAAUUUGGACCAUCUACAAUUAUAUUUAAAAACCAUUGAUUCAUAUUUUCUAGUUGAACUAUUACUAGAUAAAUGCCCCAAUCUUAAAUGUCUUGAGAUUAUUAAGGUUAAUGAAUUAGCUGAUGGUGAAAUUAAAUGGACACAACCAAAUAUUGCAGUCCCUACUUGUCUUUCAUCACACCUUACAAGUCUUAUAUUCAAAGAUUAUGAAGGAACAACUGAUGAGUUUGAACUUAUAAGUUACUUUCUAGCGAGUGGAAAUGCUCUAAAGAGAACCAUCAUAUAUUUUCAAACUAACUGGGAUCCAACCAUGGCAAGUAAUGACGUGUCACGAUUAUGUUCCUUGCAAAGAGCUUCAAUUGAAAACAAGACUAGUUAUGUCCUUCGAAGUUGAUCUUAAUGUUUGCAGAGGCAGAUGUUGAGUUGACAAUUGAAGAUUACAUAGGAGAUCAUGCUAAGGAGUGUCCAUGUUGCAAUGGAUGGAAUAAUGAGAAUAUUUAUUUAAUUAUGUUUGGUUAAAGUACUUUGUUGUUUGGUAGACCUAUACUACCAUACUAUCUUAUUUUGCCUUUUUAUAGUCAAUGUUAGGACUAUGUGAUAUCAGAACAUUGAUUAAUUUUUCUUUGGGUUAUUUGUAAUUUUAAAUUGUCAGCGUGACUUCUAUA